Molecule: messenger RNA, 2674 nt
Organism: Rotaria sp. Silwood1
Lineage: Eukaryota; Metazoa; Rotifera; Eurotatoria; Philodinida; Philodinidae
Source: the annotation of a GenBank genome assembly
AUGUUAUUCUAUGUAUCAUCAUCUUCUCUCACAGCCAUCAAUGAAUUUGUUGUUGUUAAACCUCUACUUGGAUCUAAAACGGUUAAUGAUGUUAUUCAAUUUUUAGAUGAAUUAAUUCCAAUGUCCAAUGCAUUUCCAGAAACAUUAAGAAUGAUUAAAAAUACGAUAACAUUAUCAAUGGCAACAAAUUAUUUGAUCUGUAAAAUGGAUGAAAGUACCAGUAAAAAAGUAUAUAAAUGAUCAGUUUAAAGGUUGAAUGAUCAGUUAAGAUAUUGAAUGAUCAAUACUUAGAUUACCAGUAAAUAAUAUGAAAAUGAUCAGUUUAUUAUACAGAAUAGCAGUAAAAAAAUAUCAAUUGUACCAGUAAAAAAAAGAAAUUUGAUAAGUAAAAAAUGAAAAUUUGAUAAGUAAAUAAGACAGAUUUUACCAGUAAAAAAGAUGAAAAUAUUGGCAAUGUGUAAUAUAGAAUGAGGAGGUUGUGGGUGUGGAUAUUUAAACAUUAUGAUACUCACACCCACACCCGACCAUGCGUUACUAAGUGAUGCUUCGGCUUCACCAGCAUUAUCAAACACAGCUUCUUUGACCCAAUAUUUUGUUCUUUUUUUCUUCUUUUGAGGUUUUUCAUUACUUUCUUUAUAAACUUCUUCAUCUGAUAAAUCACUUACAUAUUGAGCAACCUGGAUUCCUUCCAUAUUUUUUACGUGUUAACAAUAUGAUAAACGUGAAGGAACAAGAAAAAGAAAAGCAUAUAUAUGUUACAUUGUGUAGAUAUAGGUCAACGAAGAAAAAGAAAGAAAGACAACAAACCACAAAGUGAUUCAUCUUGUCCUACUUUUUACUUCUCUACUGAUUCUUUGAUUUAACUGACUGCUAUAUUAUUUUAUUUACUGAUAUUCAAAUUUUAUUACGUCACCUUUUCAUUUAACAACUGAUCAUAUAUAUAGUUUACUGGUACUUCAAUAUAUAACUGAUCAUUCAUUUAAUCAACUGAUUUUAUAAUAUUUUUUCCUACUGAUCAUAUCAUCUAUUUUACUGAUCACUUAAAUCCAUGCCAUUAUCAAUUUCAUAAGUAAUUAAUGAGAGAUCUUUCUCGAAGAUGGAGAUAAUCAAAAACUAUCUUUGAAAUACAAUGAUUGAUAGACGUUUAAGUGACUUAAUAGUAUUGGAUGUUGAACGUGAUAGUAAUAGAUAAAUUUUCAAAAGAUCACAAGAACUGUAGGAUUGUAUUGCGUCAAGUUGUAUCGUUAAAUGUUAUCAAUAAAGAUAGCUGAGUUCUCUGCACAUAACUGUGGAUGCUUUAUUCAUGAUAUAGAUCAAAUAGCAUUCCUAACGAGUCAAAAAAUUCGAAAAACUUGCACUACAUAUUUUGACGGUUUGGGAGGUGAGUAGGCAUCUGCAAAGUGGUCCCGGUCCCGGUCCCGCCGGGACCGGGACCGGGACCGAAAUUUUUAAGCUAGUCCCGGUAUUAUUUUUUAUCAGAAACUCGAUUCUGCGUUUAGGUAUUUCUUAUAUUUUUGUGAUCAGAAAUCUAAAAAAACAGCAAUUUUCUUUACAAUUCUGAUAAAAAUUUUCAUCGAUCCUCGUUUCAGUUUCAAGAAUCGGAAUUUUUUCACCAUAAUACAAAUUUUAACUGACAUCAAGUCCAGACCGGGACCGGGACCGGGACCAAAAAAAAAUUUGGGCCGGGACCGGCACCGGGACCAAAAAAAAUUUGGGCCGGGACCGGGACUGAAGAAAAAUUUUGACCGGGACCGGGACCGGGACUAAAACAUUUUUCACCGGGACGGGACCGGGAUCGGGACCAAAAAAACUGAUUUUGCAGAUGUCUAGAGGCGAGUCUCCUCUCCUCCCCGGAAUGAAAAUUGCUGGUGCCGCCUCUACAACAAAGUAUAUUUCUUACACUCUGAUUUUUCAACAAAGUAUAUAAAGCAAUGUGUAUUUUGGAAGCAGCAGAUGUUCUGUGCAUUUUGCUUCUGCUUGGUAUACUUGUCAUUAGAAACACUUGUUUGAUAUCUUAAAGAGUGCUUUCACUUAUAAUAGAAUACGAUUAUACUGUGAAAAUUCCGAGGUGAGCGAAAAGUAUUAGUACUUUUCAGAAAAAUUGCCUUUUCUUUAUUUUAACAAAUCUGGAAACACUCAAAGUUAGGCAUCUAGCCCUAGCUAUAAGGUAAAUAUAUAUGCUCGUGCGACAGAGAAGAUUUUCUUUUCCGCAGGUCGCAAAGAACUGCUGAAGUUUUUAUUCAUAAGGAAUGUGUACAAAAAACAAUUUUUACAAUAACUUCAAUAUUUCACAAUUCUUCUUUUCAACAUUGUCUUUUCAAUUUAUCAUGAUGAUCCUUAAUAUUCUUCAUUUUUGCGGCCUAAAGAAAAAAAUCUUCUCUGUCAUACCAGUCUAUAUAUCUACCUUAUAUCUAAGGCUAGAUGACUAACUUUGAGCGUUUCCAAAUUUGCUAUAAGAAAGAAAAAUCAAUUUUUCUCAGAAGUACCAAGACUUUUGGCUCACCCUAUAUCUGAUAAACUGUAUAGUGAAAUUAUUAUUGGUGUUUUAUGAUUAUUUUUUCUGUUAAUAGUAGCAUAAAAUUUCUUAUUUCAAUAAUCAAUCUUUCUAUUUAUUUAAAAACAAUUACAUACAAAGAUAAGAUAUUUUUCUAAAUACAACUAAAUUUUACCACCA